Messenger RNA from Penicillium malachiteum, 1833 nucleotides. RefSeq names its product RNA-binding protein VTS1. Lineage: Eukaryota; Fungi; Ascomycota; Eurotiomycetes; Eurotiales; Aspergillaceae. The coding region runs from base 1 to 1833 and encodes 610 amino acids. The record is from RefSeq and is a predicted model, not a curated record. Gene Ontology annotation, molecular function: translation repressor activity; protein binding; mRNA binding. Gene Ontology annotation, biological process: nuclear-transcribed mRNA poly(A) tail shortening; regulation of mRNA stability. The transcript has 3 exons. Gene Ontology annotation, cellular component: P-body.
AUGGCUAGCCAUAUCAUCGGGAAUCGAAACAGUACUCCGGAAGCCGCUCCGAAUUCCUCUCUGCGUCCUCCAUCCUCUGCCCGAACCCUCGGGUCCCACCAGCUACGAGCUUCAGCUGAUAUGUCCGGCUUCCCCUCGCCGCUGUCAUCUCGCAGCAUGCGUCCUUCCUCCGAGAUUUUCUUCAACCAGCAGUCUCAGGGUCAGAAUGCGACUGAGGAUGCCUUGGAUCGGGCUGCUCAGCAGUGGCUGGCUGACAUUGACCAGUAUGAGACUACGCUGGAGGAGAUGGCUGCCGCCACACUAGACCAAGAUUUCAAGGAUGAGCUCAGUGCGAUCGAGCAGUGGUUCCGGGUUCUGAGUGAGGCUGAGCGGACGGCGGCUCUGUAUGCUCUGUUGCAACAGACGACCCAGGUGCAGAUUCGAUUCUUCAUCCAGGUUCUGCAGCAGAUGUCCCAGAGCCACCCGAUGUCCGGGAUCCUCUCUCCAGCCAAUUUUGGUGAAAAAGAUGCCAUGUCUAGCCGCUUGAAUGAUGCGAUGUCGAAGCUCAACAUGGACACAUCACGAAACUCCCUGGGCCGGCCCCCACCAUCGCCUGGCGCUAAGCGCAACUCCGCACUCGACUCCUCUACUAUUAAUGCCAUGUUCCCCGAUGCGGCUGCGGCGAUUGCGAAGAAGAAGGCCGAAUUCACUCAACAGACAGGAAACGCUCCCCCCUCAAACCGCAACAGUUUGGUAUUUGGGGACCGUACCUCGUUCGUUGCUCCUACCAUUUCGGGCCCUGACAAUGAUACCCUGAGCCAGCCUCCGGCAUCUCCAUGGGCCCAGCGUGGUGGUCUCUCUGACGCCCAGCCCCCGAUUGCCCGGCCCAAGUCUUCUUCCGGACAUCAACCUAUGGGCCAGUUCAGCCAGCCCUCCGGCUCCGGUCUUCGCUCCCCUCUGCCUCAGACUGCCAACAUCCCUGCUCCGGAUAUUGAGCCCCCAUUGCUCUCCCCCUACAAUGUUGGAAAUCACAGCUGGGCGUCGAUGACCAACACCCCCAUGACAGCAACUUUCGCUCAGCAGCAAAGCCAGGGUAACUCUCAGGCUGAUAUGGUGGCCAAUGCGACCGCCAUGAAGCUGGCAGCUCUGUCUACCGUGAACAAUCGCAUCGCCUUGGAUGAUGCCCGCAAGUACCGUCGCGCUCGCUCCAAUGAUGGACAGGGACGAAACUCUAAUGUCAAUGCGGCUAUGUCCCAGGGCUUGGCCAGCCCUGGUCUGGCUGGGCCUAACCAUCUGGCUGGUCAGCUUCUGAAUGCUCAGCAGAUGGCCGCUCUGCAGGCUCAGCAGCAAGCUGCUAUGGCUGGUCGCCGCUCUCGGCCCACAUCCCCGGGCAUUGCUAUGCAAGGUGCCGGUGGUCUUGGCGGCAUGAGCUUCACUUCUCCGCAGAACAAUGGGUUCCUUGCCGCCUACGAUCCGAACAAUCCGCUGAUGGGCAACGGGCUGAGCUCUUUGGGCAUUGGACAGUUUGGCUUGGGAGGCGAGGGCUACUUGUCUGACCACUCUGAGGUUACUCGUGGUCGCUCACCCCGUGGUCGCCGUGGUAGCUCGAAGCCACCAGAGGACCCCACUGACCCAGCUCUUCUGAAGGACAUCCCCAGCUGGCUGCGAUCCCUUCGGUUGCACAAAUACACAGACAACUUGAAAGAUCUCAAGUGGACUGAUUUGGUUGAGCUUGAUGACAAGGCCUUGGAGGAUCGUGGUGUCAAUGCACUGGGUGCCCGGAACAAGAUGCUGAAGGUCUUUGAGCAAGUCAAGGAGGCUCGUGGUGAUGGCAAGCUUGAAAACAUCGAAUGA